Molecule: messenger RNA, 1632 nt
Organism: Parascedosporium putredinis
Lineage: Eukaryota; Fungi; Ascomycota; Sordariomycetes; Microascales; Microascaceae
Source: the annotation of a GenBank genome assembly
AUGUCGAACACGGCCUCCCAGUCGAGGGAGCGAGCCAAGUCUGUUGAUCGUGAUCUUCCUGCCGACAAUUACGGCCCCAAGAUCAAACUAUUCAACGGAGCCACCCGGACCGCAACGGAAUGGAAUAAUUUACGCAGGGACCCGGAUCUUUGUCGCAACUUUUUUGCCUGGCUAUGUCGGCGGCCCCUUGUCGGCGAGCAUCUGGGCUGGGCGCUGGCCGGCCUUAUCAAUAGCAUGCGAGAGCUGAGGGAUCCUUGUGCGGAAAAUGUGAAGGAUCUCAUCGAUUACAUGGAGCAGGAAGGUUAUCUGAAUAUGCGCAACAACCCAAGCCAUGCCCUCGCCAUCCUCUAUGUCGCCGAAACCUAUCAACUACGAGGCAUGUACGUUGAUGCCUUUGCGCAUUGUACCGGCAUGUUUUGGGAUUUGGAAGCCAGCGCUGAAUAUCAGAUGACACGCCUCAACCGUGGCAGCAAGCUUAAGCCGGAUGAGCGUCUCUUGGCCCACGCAUCGCUCGUUAAAGCGUAUAAUGCCGCUAACCCCCACAUUAUCCACAACGACCUUGUUCAGGCCUACCGGAGAUUCGAAGAGGAUUUGGUCAUGUCCCCGAAUAAGCUGGAUAAGAAGGAGAAGCUGUCUCUCCCAGACGGCCGGAAGUUGAGGUGGGCGAUUGUCUACGCGACUUGCCAGGUUCUUCGCAAUAUUACAGACGCGCCUAGGGAGGUUUUCGAUACUGACGAUAUCGACUAUCACAUCGCCAUCUCCACCGAGAAUCUUCCUCCCUGGAAGAGAGACGCGACUUCUCGGCCCAGGACGCCCAAGCAGCAGCAGGAGAGGGAUUCGGCUAGACAACUGGAUCAGCAAGACGGUCCGGUCACUCCAUCCAAGGGUCCAACAACACCUAGGCAUCGUUCAACCCUUUCCGAGGGGCUCCGCUCGCCGUCUCGUCUUGGUCGGUCGAUCUCUCAUCGGGCCAAGACACUUUCCCAGAGCCUCCAAGCCUCACCAAGCAAGCUCGUCCGUCGCCCACUAAGUGUCUUCAGGAGCCCAGGAGACCAGAACCCUCCGGGGUUUCCGGAUACGACUCUGAAGCGCCGACGCGCAUGCGGCGCCCGGCCACGGCACAAUCAACGCCAAGUACAGAUUGAAGAGGCUCCCAUGACGGCGACUUCGGCCUCGUCUGUCCACGAUUCUGUAGUAAGCUCCAAUGGCGCUGGGACAGCGGCGAGCUCCAUUGCUACAUCCCCAGAGGCGAGCCCGAAACAUGAGCGGGCAGAAGUCUGCUGGUCUGAGCCACCACCCGUCCCGCAGCGACGUAGGCGAGAGGUGGUUUCGAUGCUGCCGUCUCCCGAGAUGCCCCUUCGAUCGAACCUACGCCCAAGACCCCAGAGCGCCAUCUUCGAAUCUCCCAGCAGAUCGCCGGCGAGGCAAGCGUUGGCUCCUGAUUACGCCAUCGAUUAUGCACAACUUGUGGAGGAGCAGAGAGAGGAGAUUUACAAGGGCGAGUGCGACGCCGAUGAAAAGCUCAUGCCGUCCCCGCUUCGCAUCAAAAGAGCGCGGAAAGUGUCGCGUCGUACACUCCCGGAGAUGACAACUGUCUUCGAAGGGGGUUCGGCGGACUGGAUGAAGCCAUGA